Molecule: messenger RNA, 1850 nt
Organism: Lycium barbarum (goji berry)
Lineage: Eukaryota; Viridiplantae; Streptophyta; Magnoliopsida; Solanales; Solanaceae
Exons: 5
Coding region: 462-1850 (462 amino acids)
Source: RefSeq, a predicted model, not a curated record
GGUUGGGCACCCGGUCUGGAUUGUUUUAAUGGUGUUAGUAGGUUAGAAGUACAUAAAUUAAUUGAAUAUAUUAGAGGCUUAGAUGAUAUUACAGAUCAGACCCCAGAAAUUGAUGUGCAACAGCGGGUUAGGUUGUACUUGCUAUGGCUUUGUGGCGGCACGAUAUUUCCGGAUAAGUCUGGUGACUUACUUAAUUUAGAUUAUUUGCUUGACAUGCGUGACCUUAGAGCAAUGAAUGAACAAGCUUGGGGAGCGGCUGCAUUGUCAUAUUUGUAUACUUGUUUAUGCCGUGCUUCGUUGAGGAAAGCCAAGGAUGUGUGUGGAUUCAUUUCCUUAUUGCAGGUACGUGACCUUUAAAAUUAUAUAAUUUUAUUUGGUUGUCCUAUUUGAUAGUUAUAAGGUUUUUAUGUAUUUAUUUUUAUUUUUUAAUAUAGGUUUGGGCUUGGGAGCGCAUUAUAUCGAUGCAGCCACCAUGCAGGGCUCUUCCGCCACACACGGCUCUUGCACGAAGGUGGACUCAUCGUAAAUCCCACGAAAAUGAGGCACGUGAUGUUUUACCCAUAUGUAGGGAUGUAUUGGACAACCUAAUAGAUGGCCAGUUUGUGUGGCAGCCUUAUUCAGAGGCCAUCAUCAAUAGACUCCCUGAGUGGUGUCUGCGUGGCCGAGAUAUUUGGAUGGCGAAGGUUCCCCUUAUUUGUGGGAUCUAUCGAGAGUGGCACAUGGUAGACCGCGUUCUCAGACAGUUUGGUAGGAAGCAACAUAUUCCGGGUCCAUGUGCAGAGAUUGAUCCUUUUCAUUACAAACGUGACAAGCGGUAUGCUAUAAAAGUGGAGGAUCAACAAUAUUUUACAGAAACAAACUUUUUGUGGGGAAAUCGUCGAGAUAGUUUAAUUCUGGCCGAGUAUGAAACUCAAGAUCCAGAGUCACUAUCAAAGUAUUUUUGUUGGUAUCGACGUCACUCGCGCACUUUCAUAGGAAAUCCUGCGCAUAAAGUGGAUAGAGGAUACCAACACAUGGCAGGCAGGCAUGAGGCACUGGCUUUAGGACAUCAAGAAUCAUACAGGUUGGCUCAGCAGACUAUCCAAGAUCCAACCAAGUCUAAUGAAGUGAAGGAAAUAGCAGAGAUGUUUAGCCACAUUAAUACAGAGUCCAUGGUUGUUGCCUCUCUGGGGACGAUGUUGAGUUUCGCUCCAUAUUAUACACCACCGGCAGAGUAUGUUGAGCCGCCUACUAUGCAAGUGCCUCGUCAUCAACGUCCUAAUGUACCAAGACCUGCGGCGCGUGGUAGAGGAUGCCAAUCAGGUAACAGACGGGGUCGAGCUCCCGUGGAUCACCAGUUGGUUGAUGAGGAAGAGGUUCGUUUUGAUCAAGAUAUUCCCAGCUCAACGAUGCAUGCAGAUGAUGAUGCAUAUCACCCAAUAAUAGAUUUUAUGUCCAGCUCAUCGACGUCUGCUCCUGAGGUUCAAUCACUAGCGGUAAUCAGAAGUGAGGGGCCUUUUCAGGCAUUCGCAUCGUCUGGGCCUAUUAGCCUGGCAGUUAUGGCCCAACAGUUUGGUGGUCAGACAAGCAGCUCUUAUGGGAUGACUGAGGGGCCUUUACCUGCAUUCACUGGACAGAGCUCUUCAAUUGGGAGGAGACUGAUUUUUACCGAUUCUUCCAUGGCAUUUGAUGUUGGAUCCUCACACAUUUCUGUGCCGGAUGUACAGACUUUAGAGCCACAGAUGGAAAAGUUACUGUUUUUAUUUGCCAAUUUCUGUCUGUUUUUAUUUAAUUCUGGUUCACCUCGUUUCUGCAUAUUUAAUGUGUGUAAAGUUUGCAACAAAAUUGAAUUGGAAAACGUUGGAGUGUAA